Messenger RNA from Chlamydomonas reinhardtii, 1216 nucleotides. RefSeq lists its product as uncharacterized. Lineage: Eukaryota; Viridiplantae; Chlorophyta; Chlorophyceae; Chlamydomonadales; Chlamydomonadaceae. The coding region runs from base 88 to 720 and encodes 210 amino acids. The record is from RefSeq and is a predicted model, not a curated record. The transcript has a single exon.
CCGGCCUUGGGAACGCCGGCGCACGACGCAGUUGCGGAGUCCGUGCUCACACGCCCCGACGCCAACGCGGCACGUCAGCUCUCCAUUAUGGGGUUCCGGUCAACCCGCUCUGUGGCGGCAAUGCACGCGGCGGCGGCGGCCGGCCGAGUGGCCCUGCUUCGCGAGCUCCUGUACAGUUCGUACCAGGAACAGCUGUCGGCUCAGCAGCUGCGGGGGCAGGUGCUCGCGGCGGGCCCGACAGUGCCGCCGCCGGCAGCUGCCUUGGGCGGCGGCCACGGCUUUGCAGGCCCGUCGGAGGAUCACUACGAGGCGCUGUCGGAAGCUGCCGCCAUGGCGGCGGCAGAGGCGGGGCAGCUGGAGUGCUUGCGCGCGGCGGUGCACCGCGCGUCACAGGGUGUUCAUAGAGCCGUGCUGCUGGCGGCGGCCCGGGCCGGGCAUGCGUCGGUGGUGCGGUGGCUGGUGGUGCACUACCCGCCGCCACUGCUGCCGCGGGGCGGCCCCACCCCGUUGGCGCAGCGGCGCGCCGCCACCGCGCUGCUGGUGGCGGCGGUGGAGUCAGGGAGUCUGGAGCUGGUAGUGCAGUGGCUGGCGGAGGAGAAGGGCGCGCGGCGCGGCCUGGGCCCGGACGUGAUGGCGGCGGGCCGGCGGCGGUGCGCGGCUGCUGCUGCGAGCUGGUGGCUUGGCUGGCCGCACAGCAGCCUGGCUGCGAUGAGGGGUUGAGCGUGGGUGCUCGCCUGGGCACUUUUGGAGCCCGGCCUGGCCUGGGUGAUGACGUGUUGAUGGCCGCGCAAGAUGGCUGUGUGUUCCCGCGCACACGCGGCUGCCGAACCGCUGUCCUGCUGCUCUGCCGGACGCACAGGCCUGCACUGCCAGCCUGCACGCCAUCGCCGGCCGCGCUGGUGACUGGCGAUGCGACAUGAGCUGCGGCACCUGCUGUCGCUGCAGGGGUAGCCCGCACGGCGUGGACCUGUGGGGAGCAUGGUGGGAGCGCGGCGCCGAUGAGGGCGGUCGCGGCUGGUGUGGCUCUGACGCUCCGUUUGGCUCUGUUCGCGCCUUUGUUUAAAGGUCAGGGGCCAUUGGGAUUUUGGAAGCGCCCCGCCGGCCGCUGCUGAGGGCCGGGGGACAGUGGGGCAGGCAGUGGUUGCUGUCAUGCCCUGCAGAAUUUGCACGAGCGAUGAAAGAGUGUGUUGCAUUGUUCUUGUAACUGGCAGGACAA